GAAAGACCAGGCUCCACCCACUGGUCCCGCCUGAUCAUCAGCGCCCUGGUUGUCAUGGUGAGCCUGGGCACUCCAGUGGAGUCCGGAAGUCUCUUUGCAGGCAGUGCAGAGCUCUGCGCCCCGGGAGGUUCUCGUCGCUAUGGUGAUGACUCCGCGCUGGCCCUGUGCCACCAGUUUCCACGGCCUGGAGGAGGGUCCAGACCCCGCCCCCUACGUCGGGAUUCGAGAGCUGCGAGCCAGUCCCGCGAGGCCCUCGUUGCUGUAGUGAUUUGCUGCAGCCCGCGCGCGCCGGAAGCUGGUCUCUGCAGCUUUGAAUACUGGAAGAAUGAGGUCCUCUUGGACCUCUUUGGGGCCCCCUGUGAGCCAGGACCGCAUCAUCACCAGCUUCCCUAAGUGGUACACAUCUGAUGCCUGCCUGCAGCUCAAGGAGCACUUCCACAGCCAGGUCAGCACUGCCUGCCAGCACAGGAACACAGGCACUGCUGGGCUCAAGCUCUCCAAGGUGGUGGUAGUUGGCGACCUCUAUGUGGGGAAGACUAGCCUCAUUCACAGGUUGUGCAAGGAUGUUUUCGACCGUGAUUACAAGGCCACUAUUGGGGUGGACUUUGAAAUCGAGCGCUUUGAGAUCGCGGGGAUUCCCUACAGCCUCCAGAUCUGGGACACAGCCGGGCAGGAGAAGUUCAAGUGUAUUGCAUCUGCCUACUACCGUGGUGCCCAAGUGAUCAUCACAGCCUUUGACCUCACCAAUGUGCAGACGCUGGAGCACACCAGGCAAUGGCUGGAUGAUGCACUGAGGGAGAAUGAGGCAGGCUCUUGCUUCCUCUUCCUUGUGGGAACCAAGAAGGAUCUUCUGUCGGAGGCAGCAUGUGAGCAAGCCGAAGCAGAGGCUGUGCACCUGGCCAAUGAGAUGCAGGCAGAGUACUGGUCUGUGUCAGCCAAAACCGGAGAGAACGUGACGGCAUUCUUCAGCCGUGUGGCUGCCCUAGCAUUUGAGCAGUCUGUACUCCAGGACCUAGAGAAGAGGCCCAGCAGCCAGUCCCAGGUCGGAGAUGGAGAUGGAGACCUAAUCCGAAUAGAGGUACCCAAGACCCAGGAGAACAAGAGGCCACCUGGCCUGGGCUGCUGUUAGCUGGGGCCACAUCAGAGCCAUCUCCUCCCUGUUCGGGCAUGGGGUGAUGUGGAGCCCAAGCUCUGCGGUAGAUCUGCCUUCAAGCUGGAGAAGGCCUGUGUCUCGGGGGCUCAGCCAUUUCUCUUUGGCACAGCUCCACUGGGUGUGGGGCCCAAUACUGUCUGGCUGGUUGUUGGGGGGCAGGCACUGGGGCGAACCUUCUGUACAGAGUAACUGUGGUCUCAAGAGGCUUCACGACUGUAAACUCAGGACACUCAGGGCUCGCCUCAUCCCUUACCCACUCUUAUCUGAAGUCACCCUGGAGUUCUCCCUACUGACCCUAGAGGAGGCCUCUGACCCGCAUCCCCGAUUCUAACAGCAAGACUUGUCAGUCCUCUCAUCAGGAAGACACGGAGGUCUAGGUCUUGCAGCUUCCCACCUGGGAGCCCUCUCAUCAGGAAGACACGGAGGUCUAGGUCUUGCAGCUUCAGCCCUAGAUACCCGCUGUCCCUCGGCCACAGAAUCCCAGGACUCUGGAGCUCCACUGCUAAGCACAAUGGAAAAGUCCAUUUGCUCCCCUCAGCAGAGUCCUGCCUCCAUCUCUGAGAUUCCCCAUGGUCAGUGGAUGAGAAGGGAGACCUCCGGCCCAUCAGAAGACGAAUCGUCUUGACUAUGCUGAGAAAUGACAAUUGCAUGGAGUCCAUCUGGAUCUCAUUCUACAUCCCGAGCCUGAUGCUGCCCUGUGCUUUCAUCUGUGCCCAUCCCUGCUUACCUACCGUGUGUCUCUCCAGCUGACCUGUGUAUCUCUCGGGACUUCGGCAGUGGUCUACAUAUCUCUGGAGGACUUGGGACCUACAUGCAGACUCUAGUAUGUCUAACCGCCUCCAGCAUGACGCUCCUACUUGGGUCCAGGGUCUUCCCCAACUCCUCACCCACUCUGUAUUUCUAUAGCUGGGUCCAGACCUGUACAAUCUUGUCUCACUCCUGCCAUAAGAAGGUGGGCACAGCUGGCACUCCUAGGCGCUGCUUCUCUCCCCCUGCCCCACCCAAUACAGGCUCUCAGGUUCUCACGUAGCCCUUGCUGGCCUCCAGCUCUGUGUGUAGCUGAGUCUGACCUUGGAUUUGAUUUGCCCUCCGUCUCCCAAGUGCUGGGACUGCAGGCAGGUACCACCAGAUCUAGGAACACCUGCUCUCAAGAAUGGUAAACAUCUGCAGGCAGCCGUGUUGGUCAGCGCCCUUUUCUAAGUGCCUGGCAUACCAUGCAUUUCUGUGAGUGUUCAUUAACUCAGCAAUGGCCGAACACCUGAGAACAGUGGCGUAUUUUCCUGUCCAACACCAACAUUCACUAGCUUUACUGUAGCUCCCUCCUCCCU
Molecule: messenger RNA, 2481 nt
Organism: Microtus ochrogaster (prairie vole)
Lineage: Eukaryota; Metazoa; Chordata; Mammalia; Rodentia; Cricetidae
Gene: Rab36
Product: RAB36, member RAS oncogene family
Molecular function (GO): GTPase activity; GTP binding
Source: RefSeq, a predicted model, not a curated record